AUGUCGUCGUUUCUUCUUCUUCGGUGGCUUCAUCAACUUCAGGUGGAUGCUCUGUUACCUCCGCCGGAGAAGACGAUGAACAGAGCUCGAGUAUCUCUUCCGGUUGUUUUAGCAGCUAAUCAAAUCUCCGAAACCGAAACGGAAACGGAAACUUCAACAUUCAUCACCACCAAUUUCAGGAAAGAGAGAAACCCAGUGAUGAAAUCAUCAUCGGCGACGGAGAAGGAUAAUCGGAGAAAAUCACCGGAAGUGAGAAAAACUCCGACGCCGGCGGAGAUUGAGGAGUUUUUCUCGGAGCUAGAGAACGACGAUAAGCAGAAACGAUUCAUAGAGAAGUGA
Arabis nemorensis is the source of this 339-nucleotide messenger RNA. The record is from the annotation of a GenBank genome assembly. NCBI's taxonomy places the organism in Eukaryota, Viridiplantae, Streptophyta, Magnoliopsida, Brassicales, Brassicaceae.